Zophobas morio is the source of this 2416-nucleotide messenger RNA. Its product is annotated as nose resistant to fluoxetine protein 6-like. The transcript has 12 exons. The coding region runs from base 125 to 1999 and encodes 624 amino acids. Gene Ontology annotation, molecular function: acyltransferase activity, transferring groups other than amino-acyl groups. NCBI's taxonomy places the organism in Eukaryota, Metazoa, Arthropoda, Insecta, Coleoptera, Tenebrionidae. The record is from RefSeq and is a predicted model, not a curated record.
AGCGAGCCACCACUCUUUUACACCUGAACCAUAAUAAACAUAAUAUGUUAAACCCAGAUAUAAUUAUUCCAGUAACACUGAUUAUAUCAGAGGUUAGACAUCUUAAAAAUAUUAUACAAGUAAAAUGGUUUCGACAAAAUUUAUAAUAAUAAAAUGUGUAUUGUUAAACAUUAUUUCUUUGUCAACAACAACUACAGAAGAAGAAUACAAACUGUUACCAGAUCUGUUUAAGUUUGACGACUAUGACAAGUGUUUUUAUUAUAGUACUGCUUCUGAACCAACUUACUGUACAAUUACAGUUGAAUUGCUACCGAAACAAUUUCCACAUUCAAACCAUUUAUGGGAUAUUAUAGAGAGAGUGAGUUCGGACAGAAAAAACUAUCGCCACGAUUUACUAAGACACGGAAUAUGUGCCAGUAGGAAAUGUGGAAAACACAAUGAGACAAUACCUGAGUGCUUAAGUCGCAUAUACAAACUAAAAUAUGGACGUUUAGGGCUUGAUACUCAAAUUAACCAGCUGCACUGCGAAACGAAGGAAUCCGAAUAUGUUAUAAGGACCAAAGAUUUUGUUGUUUUGAUCGUUUUGGGAACUUACGUGGGCUUUGUAGUACUCGCUUCAGUAUGGUUGACGAUUUAUGGAAAGAAAUCAGUGAAAAAUGAGGACACAAAAAUAUCUUCGGUGGAGGAUUUUCUCUCUGCAUUUUCACUUUCUGAUAAUAUCCGUUCUAUAAUGCACAAAAACGUAGGAAAACAGGCCAAUAAUUAUUUACCUACUAUACAAGGUGUCCGAUUUUUUGCUUCAUUUUUUCUGAUCGUGGUUCAUACAACAGCUGCAUUGUUACAAAUUGCAGUUGCUAAUCCCGAAAGUGUAGAAAAAAUGGGAAAGUCCUUUGUCAGUCUUGCUUUAUACAGUCAAGCAACAUUUGUUCAAGCUUUCUUCGUAAUUUCCUCUUUCUUGAUGACAUUCAACUUUUACAGUCACAUGACACGUGUAGGCAAGGUUACCCUAGGAUACACUUUACGCGGAAUCGUCAAAAGAUAUAUAAGGUUUACCUCAGGACAAGCUAUUCUUAUCGCUUUUUGCAGUACAUGGUUUGUACACUUAUAUCGUGGACCGUUUUGGGAACAAGUGUUAGGAUCUGAAUAUAGACAGUGUAGUGAAAAAUGGUGGACUAACUUACUUUACAUCAGUAAUUUUUUCUUUGACCUUGGAUCGUGUUUACCCCACCUCUGGUACUUGUCUGUAGAUUUUCAGCUGACUGUGAUUGGUUUAUUGAUUUUGUGGUUGACGCAAAAUAAUUCGCGCCAACUAUUUUUGGUUUCAGGAAUGUUACUUUCAUUACAAGUCAUAUGGACAUUCAUUUACCUAGGACGAAAUAACUUCGAAUUCAGUUUUAUGUUUGCACCAGAGUUAGGGUAUGACUUGAAAUUUACGUUUGUCAAAGAGUGGCAGGCGACUUGGAUAACUACAAUCUCUAAUUUGGCUGGACUUGCCUGGGGGUUCAUUUUCGGUUACAUGUAUUCACACCGUCAGAAUAUCAAUUUUUUUACGAAAAGAAAUAACCGCAUUUGGUGGUCCGCGAUUGUAACGGUUUGUACUCUGGGAACGAUGUUAUUUUCUGCAUAUUACAAGACUACUGAUUACUAUUCGAAUAGUAGGUGGUUUGCUGCAACUUAUGGUAGUAUGGAGAAAGUGCUAUGUGUUUUUGGAAUGAGUCUGUUCAUUUUUGGCACGUUGCGAGGUCUGGGUGGGUUUGUUAGAAAUGUUCUAGAAUGGGCGCCAAUGCAUACUCUGGGAAAAUUGUCGUUUGGUACAUAUUUAAUUCAUGUACUGUUUCUUUGGUGUGACAAUGCCUUAAAACGAAAUCCUACUCAUUUCACAUGGUAUUUAGUGACCACUGAGAUGUGUAAAAACCUUAGUAUUUCUUACUUAGGGUCAGUAAUCUUGACUUCGUUCGUCUUGAUGCCAACAGAAAACUUAGUGAGGAAGUUUUUGUAGAAAAUAACGUUUCAUUUGGAUAUCCUUUUUGUUACUCAACAAACGGUCAGAGAAUGUAGAUAUUCAGUAGAAACACCGAUAAAGCUGUUGAAUUAUGUGAAGUGCCCUCUGUAAUUCUCCUUCUACAUUUUAAGACUUUUUGACACCUAAAGGAAAUCCAUUCUCAGAAAAAAAUUUCGAACGUUCAAUAAUACUUAUUAUUAUUGUACAUGUCGACCUUGAUGUCCGGUGCUGUAGGUACGCCCAAGGACCACAUUUUUAACCAAAAUAAUAAAAUAUUAUUGUCUCUGACUUACGCUCGUUAUUCUUGACUUCGUCUAUUUUUAUGUCGUGCAAAAAAUUAGCAAACAAGUUUUUGUUAAAAAUAACAAUGACGUAAGAAAUGUUUCUUACAGUAAUAAACAAACUUAUCAGAUA